Knipowitschia caucasica is the source of this 399-nucleotide messenger RNA. The record is from the annotation of a GenBank genome assembly. Lineage: Eukaryota; Metazoa; Chordata; Actinopteri; Gobiiformes; Gobiidae.
AUGCCUCACCAGACCGGGCGCAUUGUGAGCAGCCAUGGUCACCGGCCACCUGCCUCAACCCCCGAGGCGGCAACUGACAACGCGGAGCAGUCGCCACUGUGGGAGACGUGCGCCAGCCACGACAGAGAGGUCGCACAACCGUCCACGGGUAGUGGAACAAGAGAAGAUGAGGCGGCGAUGCAGAGGACGCUGGGAGGCCGGUAUAUCAAGAAACCGCUGAACGCCUGCAGGAUUUACAGAGUCAGAGCUAGAGGAGCCAUCAAGCAGGAUGCAUGGCAGUACCAACGCAGGUCAGCGAACGCUACAACCAUCCUCGGCGAGAGUAUGGUGGCGAGAGCUAUCGGAGGCCAGAGACCAAGCGCCGUCCUUAGGAGAAAGCCAGAGUGCACAAGAAGAUGA